GCCCCGAGGCUCCCCGGCCGCUGGCCCUUGCUGCUGGAGAUGAGGGUCCCUCCGCUGUCCACGUCCAGCCAGAGCCGAUGACUCCCGUGGCGCCAUGGCCUUCUGCGGCUGCAGCGUGCUCCUCGCGAUAGCCAGGCCGAGUUUCAGAGGCUCCCACCUUCUUGCGCACUCCAAGUCUCCAUACUCUCCAGCAGUUGCUUUUGUCCAACUAGUGGAUUCUCAUUUCAACCGGACUUGCGUGAGAGACUCGGGAAACCAGCCAUCGCUGCCCUGCGCGCGGUUGGGCGCUGGCCUACCUCACUCACCAGCUAAAGUUGGGCAAACGUUUCACACGUCCGCCUGCUUGCGUCAGGAGCUCCGAGAUGAACCUCCGCCCCACCGAAGUACCGUAAACCAGGGCACUAAGCCUGCUAAAACUCCAACAAAACAAGUCAUAGAGACUCCCGUGGGAAAAAAGUCUUUACGCCAAAAAAUCGUGGAUGAACUGAAACACUAUUACAAUGGAUUCCACUUGCUUUGGAUUGACACUAAGGUGGCUGCCAGGAUGGUGUGGAGGCUGCUGCAUGGUCAGGUCCUCACUAGGAGGGAGAGACGAAGGUUGCUGAGAACUUGCGCAGAUCUCUUCCGGCUGGUUCCCUUCCUGGUGUUUGUCAUUGUCCCCUUCAUGGAAUUUCUGUUACCUGUAUUCUUGAAACUCUUUCCUGAAAUGCUGCCCUCGACGUUUGAGACUGAGUCAAAAAAGGAAGAAAAGCAGAAAAAGAAACUAAAUGCAAAGCUGGAGUUAGCAAAGUUCCUGCAGGAGACCAUUGCAGAGAUGGCCAAAAGGAACAAAGCAGAUACAGGGCAAGGAAAACAAUUCUCUUCUUACGUACACCAGAUUCGUCACACCGGCCACCAGCCCAGUACCCAAGAGAUCGUACGCUUCUCCAAGCUGUUUGAGGAUGAGCUGACCCUGGAACACUUGGAACGGCCGCAGUUGGUAGCUCUUUGCAAACUGCUUGAGCUGCAGCCCAUUGGCACCAACAAUCUGCUCCGCUUUCAACUUCUGCUGAGACUCAGAACUAUCAAGGCAGAUGAUGAAAUGAUUGCCAAGGAAGGAGUCAACGGCCUGAGCGUGUCUGAACUGCAGAGCGCAUGCAGAGCCAGAGGAAUGCGAUCACUGGGUCUCUCAGAGGAGCAACUAAAGGAACAGCUCAGACAGUGGCUGGAUCUGCAUUUAAAAGAGAAUGUUCCACCUUCUCUGCUCCUGCUUUCCCGUGCCUUGUACUUAAUAGAUGUAAAGCCACAAUCUGUUCCAGUUCCACAAAAUAAGAGAGAUGAAACUGCUGAAAUCAUGACAUCCAUUCCUGAAGGUCAAGAGACCCUAGUGGAUCCUGCCCCCAUUGUACAGGGAAGAAAGAAUGAAGAAUUUGUAUCUCAGCCAACAGAGAAAUUGCCAGUCUCAGAAGUGUCAGUGAAGCCUCCCCCACGAGAGACUAAAAUGGAAGCAUCUCAGAGCAGCAAGGCCGGCGCCAACGGAGUCUAGCCUGAAGCCAGCAAGGACUGUCUUAACGGGGGGAGAAGAGCUUUCAUCUCUGCACCCCCUUAAAAGGGAAGAGUGAUUUUCCAGGAGGCUGCUUUGCACAAAAAGGUGUCAGUAGCCCUCAGGGGCCUCUCCGUCUGUUCCAAGCGUAUUAGCAGCUAGGCCGUGCUGAGGCUGGAUGGCACCGGCUUCUCGUUUGUACUGGAUCCCCUACCCCCGCCAUUUUAACUUAUGUUGUAAAUAUGUUAAUAAUGAUGCUACUGUCUGUGCUGUUACUGACCAGGUGUUUGUGCUCUUAAACCUUAGGAAAGGCAGCUUUUCAUUGUCAUAAAGGCCUCGGCGCAGAAUGAGCUAGGCUGGAAGUCCAGUAAAGCCUGUUCUGCAGUUUGAAAUCCUCUGCAGGAACAUCCCCACAUAUCCAGGGCUUGUAGCUUGCCCUGCUGCCGCAGCUCUACAAGCUCAAGCUCUUGAUCCCAGUUAGCGUAGUUUAACCAAUAACUCGUGCACAGAAUGACCCGUGUAGCCAUUGUAGUUAACGGUCCCAUUUGUACCAAGGAGAAUAACCACAGCAAAGGGAGGACCAGCACUCUCCUCAAUGGCGUGGGUGAACGUAACCGUUCAGAAAGACUUAGGAACUUGCUGGACAAGAGCAGAGCCGCGAAGAGGACAGCUUCCACUGCGUGAGCGUUUGCAUUCGUCAGUAAGAGCCGCAGCAGGUGCCAGGUACUGUUACAGAAGGCAGAGCCCUGCAUUUUUAGGAUCCCGCUGGGUCAUGUGAGGUAGCAACCUGGGGACCCACACACAUUUCCCAAGUCCGGUGUAAGACUUGGUUAAACCUUAUCAGGCUCAGAACUACACAUCAGCAAGUGCUCUCAGACUUACUAUACUUUACAAAGUGAUUCUUCACACACUCCAGUGUUGACUGGUUUUUUGGUAGACUCUGUAGGAGGAUACUGAAAAGCUGUUUUUAGCAUUUGUUAAUUUUUUUACUUUGUCCUACAUAAAUGCUCAGAAAUUACUCACAUUAUGGAUUUUAAAUAUGUAUAUUUAUACUUACUGUAAAAUUAAAGUUAGACUUGGUGCUAAGUAGAAUGGAAUGUCUUUUCUGGAGGUCAGACAGCCUUUAGAACAAUCCGACUCAAAAAAAGCCAGUCAUCUCAAGGUCAGGUGUUAUCAGACUUGGAACAUGUGACUUCAGGCUCUUACUAGCAGCGCAGAAACAGCUUGCAGAAGGCAGCUACCGUUGUACUGUGUUCUUAGUUCUGUACCUGCACCCCUGCCUUGUUAGUGCAGCCAGUAUGCAAUGCUGAAUAUUUGUAUUUAAUUGGUGGUUAGUAAAUGAGAACGAAUGUUAUUUCAAUAAAAUAACCCCCUUGCUCAAGUGUC
Molecule: messenger RNA, 2908 nt
Organism: Aptenodytes forsteri (emperor penguin)
Lineage: Eukaryota; Metazoa; Chordata; Aves; Sphenisciformes; Spheniscidae
Gene: LETM2
Product: leucine zipper and EF-hand containing transmembrane protein 2
Exons: 10
Coding region: 95-1525 (476 amino acids)
Biological process (GO): intracellular monoatomic cation homeostasis
Cellular component (GO): mitochondrial inner membrane
Molecular function (GO): ribosome binding
Source: RefSeq, a predicted model, not a curated record